AAUUGAUUUUAUUAAUUUGAUCGAUAAUUAAUUGAUUAAUCGAAUCGAAAGACGAAAAUAAAUGAAUAACACGAAACAAAUGAAGUAAAACGAGAGAAAAUUAUCGAACGAUAAUUUUUCAAUACAAUCGUAAUGAAUACUGUUAACUUGGAAGAAAAGUAAAAAAACAAAAAAAAAACAAAACAAAACAAGACAAACUGUUAAUACACGAAAUAUUGAACCAAAUAGAUAAGAAGUUGUCAAUCGCGAGUACCCACGUAGUACGAAGAGAGGGGUUGAAAUCGAAACGAUGCAAGUUUACUUGAAACAAAAGCAAAAAAAAUAUAUAAAUAAAUAAAGAAAUUUUAACAAAAUAAAUAAAUAAGUUAUUCUAAGUUACGAAAAAUCGGCCAUGCCAGUUGAAAAAGUAAUCUGCGAAUGGUUCGAGAAUCGAGGUGAAUUUAAUUGAGGGUGAAUAAUAUUUAGUGAACGAUAAUUAAACAAUCAUGUUCCCCGAUAAACAAAUUAAUAAAUAUAAUCAAGUUCAAACCAAGUUACCUCCGGUAGCUUCGUCAGUGCGACUUUGAUUGUUUAUAUAUAUCUUACACGUAUAUGUAUAUAUAAUAUUAUAUAUAAUUAAUCAAUGUAAUAUAUAUAUAUACAUAUAUAUUUAUAUAUACUUAUGUUCGGUGUUUACCAAUUAUUGUACGCGGGUGAACAGUUAUCUUCAAGAGGUUACAGUUCCACCGAGGAUCAAUCAUCGAUUUUCAAAACAGUGGGCUUGCAAAGAAGGGUAGUGGAAAUGAAAUGAAGGGGAAAGGGAAGCGGAAGAGGUUCUUGGUAGGGGGAAUCGAGGCGAGGCGAGACGAAGAAACAAAAAGGAAUUGGUGUUGUGCGGACAAGAUGUGGCUCUGACGGCAAUCGUUGGUGAGAAAUAACGCGAGAUUGUACAAAAUAAUAAAGCUGCAGGCCGUGUUAAACGAUAAGAAAAAGAAAAAGAAAACGAAAACGAAAGAAAGAAAGAAAGAAAGAAAGGAAAGGAAAAAUAAAUAAAUAAAAGGAAAUAAUAAUCAAAAGAAAAAUGAACGAGAACGACUGUGUAGAGGAGGGAAACGAGAGAAAAUAAUAGAUAACGAUACGAAUAAAUAAGAAUAAUACUAGAUGAAAAAUAGAGAAACGAAGGAAGGAACAAAACUUCAAACUGAAAUAAACUGAACCGAAUAAACGAAACGAAAAACUAAAGAGUAACUCUCACACUCUCGUCGUCCUGUGGGCUCCGAUACGUAGUAUACAUAUACGUACGGCACGGUUGUAUAUGUAUAUAUACAUAUAUAUCAUAUCUGCAUAUAUUUAUACAUAUGUAUACGACAAACGCGCGUACCCUUCGAACGCUACUCGAGCGUCAUCGAACACAACUAUCAUCACGGCGUAAACCUUGCAGUUUUCACACACCGGGAGGACGAAGACCGUAGUCCUCUCCCUACUUUUUGCCGACUUCUUUUUUUCCCCUACGUUCCUCUUUCUAAGUGUGCAACGUCGUCAUCCCCUACCGGUUACCACGGUGCUGCACUUCCGCCGUUACCCCUACCGGCGCUUCUCUCGCUCUCUCGCUCUCUCAGGAAUCACCCCCACUCCCAGGCGACUCGUCCUUCUCUCUCGGACUCUCCCUCCUUCGCCUUCCCCUCUCUCUCACUCUCUCUCUCUCUCUCACUCUCGUCUCUUCUCUUCUCUCCGUCCUCCCCCCGUCUUGCCCCCUCCUUCGCUCAUAGUUCUACGGAAUCUCUCUCCACCUCCUCCUCCUCCCGAAGUUCGUCGUUCGUCGCUCACCCGUCGCGCGCGGUGUUGCACCGCCAGUGAUCAUCCCCUCUCCGAAAAUCCGAAGGAGAAGGAGAGGGCUACGUCACGCGUGACGUCACGAGGGAACUCGCGACACGGGCACGAGGUACUAUAGAUAUAUAGUUAUAUUUCUCCUCUCGAAGCCGCGCGAGUCCUUCACGGCUUCAUCCCCACCCAGAAAAGAGGGAACCUCCGCCGCCGUCGCUGGUACCACUACCAGCGGUUCUACUACCACCGCUACACCACCGCCACCACCACCACCGCCACUACCACCACCACCACCGCCACCACCACCACCACCAUCACCAUCACCACCCCCGGUAUAACGCGACGACCCCACGGCAUCUCUCUACCCGGUGCAUUUCCCCUUGCACGCAUACAACCGUCUCUAUAACGGAGGUACAAGCGCGCACGGCAAAUACAUACACAUCCUAAGAUGUGAUUUCAAAAAUGGCGGAUUGCUCCUAUGCCCGUUGCAUACAGGAACGGCGACGCAUUCGAAGGGAGCUACUGCGAUGGACGAAGAAUAUGGUUUACGUAGUCGGUCUAGAAAGGGUAGCGGAAGAAUUGAUGGGCCGUAGGAGAUGGAAGCUUUACCAAGAUACACUAUACAGCAGCAGUCGCAGUGCAUCGAUAACCCAAGCACACCAUCUCCAUCCGGCAUCGCUCUGCCAAGAUCAAACCGUCAACAGAAAUCAUCACCAUCAAACGGUGCAGUCGGGGGCUGCGACGGUUGCAUUUCAGAGGGUGAAACAGGAACCCCAUAUACAAAAUCGCGAUCAUUGCGCCGGCGAGGAUCUGCAGGAACAGGAAAAGCGGGCGGAGGAGGAGGAGGUUGUAGGACUGAGGUCGGAGGACAUAAAGGUAGAAGUUGCGGAUCGGGACCAGGGCCAGGAGGAGGAUUUAGAGGACAAAAUUGUAGAGGACAACUCGAGGGAUACGAGCCCUCUGCGCACACUGAACUCACCACUCGUUCGAGAACAAAACCCAUCCAACGUUAUCGACACGGACGGGGUCAAGGAACGAACGGAAGAAAUCGCGUUGGAGCGGAUACAGGGGACACAAGGACUUUUGAGGGUGAAGAAAGAGGAGGAACUUCAGGAAGUACCGAGUUCUGUGGGAGUUUUGCAAUCCUGUACAGAGGACGGGAUACGGUCAGUAACCUCGGUGAGCAAAGAAGCGGAGGAACAAAGAUUUGCUACGGAGAACAGGGUCAAACAAUCGCCGUAUCUUGGAAUCGGUAUAUCGAACAGACGUUCGAGUCCUCCGCCAGUGGACUGGAAGCCCUUGGACAAGUGCUACCUCUGCCUCGAUGGCAAGCUGCCGCACGACGAACAACCGCCCCUUAGUCCGCAAAGUGAGAGCAGUAGUAGUUCUCGAUCUGCAGAAUCCCCGAUGUCGGUUCAGGUGGACCCAACGAUGGCCGCAUCGUUGGCGGCAGUGGCAGCCCUCAGUGGUGCUACCGGAGGUGCUGCUGGAUAUCCAACUCUUUUACCACAGUGGUGUUUACCCCCUAGGGAGGCACCCCGGGUCGGGGUACCGGCCCAUCAGGAAAGCGCGGCUGUGGUCGACCAACCACUUGACCUCUCGGCCAAACCCCGAGUCUUUCAGGAUAACAACAUAUCUCUACUCGAACAACAAAAAAUACCUCUGAGAAUGCCGACUGGAAUCGAUCCAAAGAGCAUCUUCAACAGUUCGUGUUACCGCGCGAAGCCACGUGUGACCGGUACCGGAGGUGUGGGAGGUGUUCACGGAGUGGUGGGUGCUGGUGGCGGGCGAAGAACUUACACGGAAGAAGAACUUCAGGCCGCAUUAAGGGAUAUACAAAGUGGAAAACUCGGGACUAGAAGGGCUGCAGUUAUCUAUGGAAUACCGCGAAGCACCCUUCGAAAUAAGGUCUACAAGCUAGCGAUGGAACGAGAAAGGGAAACGUCCCUGAUAUCGCUUUCACAUCCCCAUCAUCAUCACGAGACCAGUGUUGUGCCUUCUACACCCAAUGCGUCUCCAAUCGUCUCCGCAUCCGUCUCCACGCCCGUCUGCCUGACUGCCACUCCGUCACCACAAGCGGACGAGGGCGACGACAAAGAAUUAUCCGGAGCAGAGGAGGAAAAAGAGGUGGAAAGAGUUCUACUGGAGCCGCUGAUUUCUUUCGAUGAUUUCUUAAGAUUUUCCGCCCUUAAAGGUGGAGAUGGAGAAUCCCUCAGGGCGUUACUCCAACGAAGACCUGAAACGGGGGCCGAAAGCUCGGGCUUCGAACAACAAGCAAUUGCACCUUACAUUCAAAGGAUGCUGGCUGCCACAAGACCGUUCAAAGGUAUGGAAACUUCAGAUUAUCGUAUUCCCGAAGUUAUGAGACGCCUAAUGAGUGAAGAUAAACGGCUCAGCAAAGAUCUGAACGGAGAGCAGCAACAGGAACCAAUAACGAACGACGAUUUUAAUCCUAGUAUUGAGGAGGAGGCCAGCGACAGCGCUCAGGGUAGAGCUAUUCUGAAAAUUCCGUCCUACAAGCCAGCGAAUACCCCCGGAUCAAGUAAAAACGGUGAACCAUCGUCAGCGACGUUUGCCCAGAGUUUUGCAGCCGUUCCAAGCGCCGCGGGUAGCCCAGGUCUUUUAGAAAGAGCUAGCCCAGCUUUUUCUGGUACAAGUAGUCCGACGAAUUCUCUAGCUGGCAAAGGAGUUGGCGUCAACUUCCGUGAUGUUAUAGCGAAAAGUAUCAGUGUAAAGUUUCAAGAAGGUAUACCGCAAGGUAUUGGUCAAGCACAAAUGAUGCAAGAUCCGAAUCCCUUCAAAAGAGGGAGGUAUAGCCCGCCACAACCGCCGCUACAAUCUCAACCACCGAAACCAACGCAGGACAAUAAAGCCAAGCCAGGACCAGGUGGUAAAGGUACGCGGCCGAAAAGGGGGAAGUAUAGAAACUACGACAGGGAUAGUCUCGUGGAAGCAGUUCGAGCGGUACAACGAGGUGAAAUGAGCGUCCAUAGAGCGGGAAGUUAUUACGGCGUGCCACAUUCGACACUCGAGUACAAAGUUAAGGAACGUCACCUUAUGAGGCCGAGAAAGAGGGACCAGAAGCCGCAGGACGAUAAGGCGAAAGAGGCCGUAGCAGCAGCAGCACUUAGACAAGUUGGACAAGAAAAAAAGCCACAGCUCAAACCCCAGAAAACUUUCACGCCCCCGGGACCCAUGCCUGGACCAAAUGGAUUAAAGAUGCCACCCUUUAUGGAUGGAAUGCCACAUCUACCCUUCGCUCACCCCUUCAACUUUUGGGGCCCAACGCCAUUCAUUCCUUCGCCGUUCAUCGCUGGCAGUCCCAAUGUCCCUACCAUAUUACCUGAGCAAUAUUUUGCCACCCAGAGAAUGAGGGGACUUCAAGAACAACAAAGAAAUGUGAUCGCCCAUCAACAACAGCAACAACAGCAACAACAGCAACAGCAACAACAACAACAACAACAUCAGCAACAACAGCAACAACACCAACACCAACACCAACAGCGGCAACAGCAACAGAGAGAAAGGGAAGGUGUUAACAUUCCUUUGAACUCGGCAGGUACGUCGAAUGCCAGAGGAAGUGGUGGUGCUGCUCUGCCUAAAAGCACGCGCGAAAUGGCGGAAAGUUUGUACGACGGUACGGGAACGAACGGAAGCUUUUUAGAUAACCUGAUUAGGUCCAGUUUGGAAACGGGUUUGUCAAGGGAUCAAAGGGCUCUCGUAGAGGCCAGAAACCAACAAUUACAAGCCCAUCAUCCCGAGGCGAUGAGUAACAAGGCGUUGAUCGAUCAGUUGUGUAGAAACUCCAGACGAACGCCAUUGCCGCGAAUUCCUCAGGACAGUAGUGAAGAUGAAAAUUAUCGGGGUCAAGGUAGAAUGUUACCAGAGAGACCGGAUAGAGUACCAACGGUGGAUUUGAGUCCUUCACCCUCCGAUAGAGCAAGAACCGAUGAUGGUAGCGAUCGACUCACAUCACCACCAACUCCGUCUUCGAUUUCACGAGCAGGAAGUUGCAGGGAUGAAGAAACGCGAGACUCGCGAAUCGACGGUAGCAGCAGGGAACGGGACCUUUAUAAUGGUCAAGAAGAACGAGAACGGGAUCGAGGUGACAGGGAAAGGGAAAGAGACAGGGAUAGGGACAGGGAAAGAAAGACUAUGACGCUGCAACAGCAGCUCAAUCACUACCCGGACUUACACAACAUGUACGCCGCAUCAACUGACAAAAGUGCCUGUGAUAGUAAACUUAUAGUAGACCAGUCGAGUCAAAAGGCUCAACAGCAACAACAACAUCAACAGCAACGGCAGCAGCAGCAGCAGCAGCAGCAGCAGCAGCAGCAGCAACUACAACAACAACAACAACAACAACAACAACAACCACAACAACAACCACAACAACAACAACAACAACAACAACAGCAGCAGCAACAGCAGCAGCAAUCUGAGUAUGGGGCGAUCGGUGGUCUAGUUGCACAACUUCAAAGAGACUAUAACCCGACGACAAGAACAAGUGAGCAGCCGCAGGGCAACCACCUUAUGGAGCGCGCGACUGUCCUCAAAAUGGAAGACACGGUAGACCAGUAGACAAAGUCAGUACAGUUCUCAUACGAUAUAAUACCUGAAAAGUUACCAUAAAAGUAACCCAAAUCCUCCUUGGUACUCUCUCAAAAGGUAACGCCUCGCCCAAAACCCAUAGAAGAAAUUCGACAACAAAUGAUAGUAUGAAGGAGAAUGAUGACACAGCAAUUAGCUGUACAUCCCAACUGAUCUAAGUCAUACAGUUUAAAUCUGUAACUUAUACGGUUUAUUUAUCAUUGUUGCAUCUCUUCUGCGGUCGGGGUGAGUUGAUAUAAUCGUUACACGAAAAUCCGGCUCCACCCUAACCCCGAACAAACUAAAACCUGACCACCCGUAAUCACGUAACUUAGAUACAUCAGCUCAUUGAUAAAAUUAUUUAUCGUGACAACGGGCUGGUGUGAUGAGUAAAUACCUAUUCAGGUAAAUCAAAAGCAUGAUGAUGAUUGUUAUUAUCCAUUGCUGCGUUAUAUCUUAUCGAUCACGGCAAUUUAUCAAAUGAAGUAAGCGAAAACGGAAACAAAAUAAAAAUAGACAGGAGUAUAAGAAGAACCAACAACAAAAAACAUUAAAAAAAAAAAAACUCAUAAACAUAGUAAAAUACAAUAUCAACCACAACAACAACAGAACGAAUAUAUAUCCACACACACCACCCAAAUACCUAUUACCCUAAUACCUAAUUAUAUUAUAUGAAGGCAGAAAAUUACACAACGUAUUUUUUUCUCUAUCGAUGUGAAACUACCUAAUAUACAUACUUAUUAUUAAAUAUAUACUACUUAUAAGAAGCGACAUAUUAUCAAAUAAGAAUAAUAUAUAUUUUUGGUCAUAAAAACAAAACGAAAAAAAAAAUGAAAGAAUGAAAAAUGAUGAUAAGCCAAAUAUUUUGUCGGCACGAAGGCGUUGUUUUCACACGACGACAAUAUUCUCAAAAAGAAAAGAAAAGAAAAAAAUAAAAAAACUCACGGUUCCAGCCCGCGAAUGUUUCGGUACGCUUGUCUCUAUACAGACAUUUCAUGGUCCAUGUGUGGUAACACUACGAAAUUUUUCCAUAUCGAACAAGUCAUAGAAAAAAUUAGGAAGAGAAAUUAAAAAUUAAAAAAUAACUUUCGUCCCCAUUCCGUAAAAGUUAUUCGCUUUAUAAUUUCCAUGUAUAAUGAGUAUUCUAUUAAAUAACGAGAAUCUUUAACUUUGUUUUCCGGAAUUUCGAAAUUUUUUCAAAAUUUCAUAGUAUUACCAUGAAUCGUGCGUAAGUACAGAAUAGACGCGCGAUCUUGACUCGAGCCCCUACAAAUACUUCUCCUGUAAAACGCAAUGAGAAAAGAUGUUUUUGUACAAUCGCAAUUUUCUACCGUUAGAGCAAAAUAUAAUAAAAUAAAAAUAAACAUAAAAAUAAAAAUAAAACGAGAUAAGAAGUUUUUCUAGAACUUUAGGGAUAACGAAUAUAUUCCGCGUAGAUUUUUCACCGUUGAAACUUUAAAUCAAAAACCCUCCUCCCCUUCUCGCCUAUGAUAACGCAAGAAUGAAAAAAAAUAAACAAAUAAAAGAUGCAUACCACGAUAAGGGGGCUCGAUGUCAAUGAAAUACUCGAUACGUUAUUA
Athalia rosae (coleseed sawfly) is the source of this 7973-nucleotide messenger RNA. It is a transcript of the gene Eip93F, whose product is annotated as mushroom body large-type Kenyon cell-specific protein 1. Lineage: Eukaryota; Metazoa; Arthropoda; Insecta; Hymenoptera; Athaliidae. The coding region runs from base 2266 to 6384 and encodes 1372 amino acids. Gene Ontology annotation, biological process: regulation of transcription by RNA polymerase II. The transcript has 11 exons. The record is from RefSeq and is a predicted model, not a curated record. Gene Ontology annotation, cellular component: nucleus. Gene Ontology annotation, molecular function: DNA binding.